AUUAAAUAUUUUCUAAGAAGCCGGUGGAUUAGUUUACGUGUUGUCAAGAAUAUUUCGAUUUUAUUAACAGCGAAAACAAUACAGAAAUGGAUUGACUGAGCAAAUGGUUAAAGACUUUAGGUAUCCGUCCAUUAAUGUAGAAACAGAAUAUAACAAGGAAAAUCUUAAUAGUUGGAACCAGUUAAAUCCACACGUAAUUCUGUCAAUUUGCCAAAGGAGAUGGGUUUGUUUGAUAUUUUAGCAAGAUGGUUGGGAGUGAAGAAAAAAGAAGCCAAUGUUUUAGUUGUUGGUUUAGAUAACAGCGGAAAGACAACGAUUUUAAAUCAACUGAAACCUGAUGACACAAAAGCUCAUGAUAUAGUUCCUACUGUAGGAUUUAAUGUGGAGAAAUUUGCCACAAAAUCAUUAAGUUUUACAGCAUUUGAUAUGUCAGGGCAAGGUCGAUAUCGAAAUCUCUGGGAACAUUAUUAUAGAGAGUGUCAUGGUGUUAUAUUUGUGGUGGACAGUAGCGAUAAAUUAAGAAUGGUCGUCGCUAAAGAUGAACUCGAUCAGCUUCUACAACAUCCUGAUGUUAAAAACCGUAGAAUACCAAUUCUAUUUUUUGCUAAUAAAAUGGAUAUGAGAGAAGCCGUAUCUAGUGUGAAAUGUUCUAGUUUAAUGGGAUUAGAGUUAAUACGGGAUAAGCCAUGGCAUAUCUGUGCUAGUAAUGCGAUGACUGGUGAAGGUUUACAUGAAGGUGUCGAAUGGCUGACAGAUCAAAUUAAAGAUCUGGUUGACAAAAAAAAAUAAUGUUUAAUUAAAAUUAGAUGAUUUUUUUUAAUAUUCACAUUUAUAUUGUAACUAGACGUAUUUAACUAAAUUUUGUAAAUGUGUAAAUAGCUUUAUUGUAGCUUACUUAUGUAUCUCCGUCCUGUUUUUCAUUAAAUAUAGCAGAAUAUAUUACAUACAUUCCAAAAUCUCAAUAUCUGAUCCAUCCGUAUAGCAUAAUAUACAAGUUGAUGUCAAAUUUUCGGCUUAGCUUUAUUUUUGGUAAUGUUACAUUUUGUUUUUUUCUAAAUUACAUAUUGUUAUGUAAAUUGUACAUAAUGUUGUAUGUAAUUAUUAUUUUAUGAAGACACAAUAUUUUGUUAAGAUCUGAAUAAAUAUAUACAUGAAU
Molecule: messenger RNA, 1156 nt
Organism: Patella vulgata (common limpet)
Lineage: Eukaryota; Metazoa; Mollusca; Gastropoda; Patellidae
Product: ADP-ribosylation factor-like protein 6
Exons: 2
Coding region: 220-789 (189 amino acids)
Biological process (GO): cilium assembly; vesicle-mediated transport; protein localization to cilium
Cellular component (GO): cytoplasm; axoneme
Molecular function (GO): GTP binding; GTPase activity
Source: RefSeq, a predicted model, not a curated record